UAAUUCCGGGUAAUUUUACCGAGAACGUUUCGGGAUCGCUAGCGAACGAGUCGUUUUCGAAAAAUGAGUCGGUGAAAAAAAAAUAACGCGCCUCUAGUCUCGAGAGGGAUUCGCACCAUAUUUUCUCGAGUACUAUAGAUAAGGUAUCCGUUUAUAAGUCGUAACGGAGCGCGUCGCAACGCUAGGGUCGCGGUCGCUUCCGUGUUGAAAAACGUUCGUCGUCUCUGCAUUUCUAUCGAAAAUGCUGCCCGAUCUCAACAGGUACACGGCGCUGGCGGCGUUCUGCGCCCAUUCCUUCGCAAUAUCAAUCGGAGUGUGCCAGGGUUACAGCGCCAUCUGGAUCCCGCAGCUCGAAUCGUCCGGAGAGUUCGACACCACGACGGACCAGAACAGCUGGUUAGCCAGUUUGGGAGCGGUCACGAACCCAGUCGGCAGCGUACUCUCCGGCGUCCUGGCCGAGUACCUUGGCAGAAAAAGGUCCAUCCAGAUCAGCACCGUACCUUUCAUAGUCGGCUGGCUCCUGAUCGGACUUGGCCCUAAUAUCACGUGGCUUUACGUCGGUAGGGCCAUCACGGGGGUGGCGGCCGGAAUGUCCACUGCGUGUUACACAUACGUAGGCGAGAUCGCCACGCCCAGCAACCGGGGCUUGCUCAACGCUCUGGGUCCUAUGUGCGCUAGCUUCGGCAUCCUCCUCACCUACAUCCUAGGCUACCUGAUCCACUGGUCCACCGUAGCCCUCAUCAGCGUCUCUUUCGCAGUCGUCACCCUUAUCACCAUGCAAUUGGUACCCGAGAGUCCGCCCCAUUUGCUCAAAACUCAAGGGCCCGGUACGGGUGACGAUUCGGAAACCUACAGGGCAUUUUACUUUUUCCGAAGGAGCGUCGCCGACACCGAGCACGAGAUCAAAGUCGCCAUGGCCAACAUGACCCACAGCGACGACGAGCCUCACAAAUCACUAGUGGAGGUCUACUUCAGUCCCGAAACGGUCAAACCCUUCAUCUACCUCGUGGUGCUGUUCCUCCUGCAAGAGUUGAGCGGCAUCUACACGAUCCUCUACUACGCGGUGUCGUUCUUCGGCGAGACUGACCUCGAGAUCGACGACUACGUUUCGAGCAUCAUCGUCGGCACCAUCAGGUUCAUCAUGUCGAUCGCGUGCGUCUUCUUAGUCAACCGCUUCGGUCGCAAAGUACUUUGCACCUUCUCGAGCCUGGGCAUGGCCCUUUCCGUACUCGUCGUAGGCCUCUACCAAAAGUACUACGAGAUCAACCCCGAUUCGGAUCGCAUCCUCAGCCUGUUGCCACUUUUCUGCAUAAUGUUCAAUGUGUUCUUCUCGAUGAUCGGUAUGCUGCCGGUACCUUGGAUCUUGUGCGGUGAGAUGUUCCCUCUGCGAGUCAGACCCGUAAUGGCGGGCCUGGUUAUCUGCAUGGCGCAGGGUUUUAUAUUCGUCUGCGUCAAAGUAUACAACGACAUGGUGCGUUACCUGGAAUUCAGCGGCACCUUGUUCACGUUCUUUGUCGCUUCGGUCGCGUCGAUGCUGUUCUGCAUGUACGCGCUACCGGAAACGAAGAACAAGAGCCUGCACGAGAUCGAAGCGUACUUUAGAGGAGACAAGGCGGCGAAAGAGAAGAGGCCGGAAAAGUCGGGGAUCCAUAACGCCGCGUUCACGCAGAGUUCGGAAAACAUAACGGUUGUCACGCGGUAGUCAAAGCGAUCGAAUCGGAACGAUGCCGCAGACGAACGUCCCUGCGACUGGGACGUGAACGAAAAACGAAAGUGCCCGUCGGGCAGUCGGACGUCUAGUUAGUUUUUCGUCGAAUAAGUGAACGGCCGGUCCGUGUGUGCUGUUUUGUAAGGAAAAGAGAGGCGCCGGAAGUCCCUUUUCCGUUUUUUACGACUUCGGUAUGGUCGACGUGGCGGAUACUUUUUUUAGGUUAACCGUUGUUACCGCGUACGCCCCCCCGCCCCUAAACGUGAUAAUAAAAUCUUGUUUUUCAGA
Messenger RNA from Cylas formicarius (sweet potato weevil), 1996 nucleotides. Its product is annotated as facilitated trehalose transporter Tret1-like. Gene Ontology annotation, cellular component: membrane. The record is from RefSeq and is a predicted model, not a curated record. The transcript has 4 exons. Gene Ontology annotation, molecular function: transmembrane transporter activity. Gene Ontology annotation, biological process: transmembrane transport. Lineage: Eukaryota; Metazoa; Arthropoda; Insecta; Coleoptera; Brentidae. The coding region runs from base 242 to 1702 and encodes 486 amino acids.